This is a messenger RNA of Dunckerocampus dactyliophorus (ringed pipefish), 3237 nucleotides long. It is a transcript of the gene dbf4b, whose product is annotated as DBF4 zinc finger B. Lineage: Eukaryota; Metazoa; Chordata; Actinopteri; Syngnathiformes; Syngnathidae. Gene Ontology annotation, molecular function: protein serine/threonine kinase activator activity; nucleic acid binding; zinc ion binding. The transcript has 13 exons. The coding region runs from base 181 to 2418 and encodes 745 amino acids. Gene Ontology annotation, biological process: regulation of cell cycle phase transition; positive regulation of nuclear cell cycle DNA replication. The record is from RefSeq and is a predicted model, not a curated record. Gene Ontology annotation, cellular component: Dbf4-dependent protein kinase complex; nucleus.
AACGUAAGUGACACUGUUUUUACUUCUCCCGGUGACGUAUAAGGUAUUUAACCUGUAACAUGGCCGUUUCCACCGUGUAUAAAUGACAGGCGGGACAAAAAGCAGUAGCAUCAUCCGCAAAUAAUACAAACUUUACAGAUAUUUUGGUGCCGUUAGCUCUUCUAUUGCACCAGGAGCAUCAUGCUGCAACAGCAGUGUGCAGAGCAGCUAGAGCUUUUGGGGAAACUAUGUCCUGGGGAGAAGAAGCUGGAGGGCAAGACCUUUUACUUGGACAAUGUGAAGAAACGACUUACAACCCUGCUUUUGGAAGCCAUAUCUCUCCUUGGAGGCAGCAUUGAGAGCUUCCUGCACAGAGAUGUGAGCUUUGUCGUCACUGGAAGCCAAGCGGGCCUGGAGGAGCAGAAGACAAAGAAGAAUGAUGAAACUCAGCGGACAGUAAAGCAGCAACAAAGUGUCAUGUGCAGUGAGAAACAGCCACCAGCAACUCCACGGCCAACGGUUUGUGGCAGCCGAGGAAAAGCCCUGCUUGAAAAAGCCAUUCGCAACAACGAACGUGUCCAGGGGAGCAGUGUCUUGGCCAACGCCCGCUCAUGGGGAAUGAAAAUUUUGCAUGUGGAUGAUGUUCUUUUGUACUUGAAGCAGUUGAACAGUGAAUUCGUCAGUGCAAAACCCAAGAGACCUGAGAGGACGUCCAACAAGCAGCCCUCUUCUCAUGUUGUUAAAGCUACAUCGCUGAGAUCUCCUUUUGUCAAAAUUGAAGACACAAGCAGGAAGUACAAGCCCUUGCUUAUGCAAUCAAUGACCUUCCCUUCACUGUGCUACUUGGGACGAUUCAGUCCCUUUGAGCCACCACCUCCUCCCCGCUUUGACAAACAGUUGUCGCCAGGAGGAAAUAAAUCCAGGCCAAAGAGCAAAGUUGAAAGCAGCAGCAAGGACAAAUCUCAGACCCCUUCGCCUUGGCUGCCACGCAAGAAGAACCUCUCUUACUGUGAAUGUUGCAUGCAGUCCUUCUCGAACCUGGAGGAGCACUUGCAGUCGGAUCAGCAUCGCGUUUUUGUGCUAGAGUCCUCCAAUUAUAGCGUGUUGGACUGCCUUGUGGUUGAAAUGGUCCCUCGAUUCGACAUCUGUCCUGAAGAGGAAGUCUUCUAUAGAACACCAGCCUCUAUACCCAUCCAAGACCUUGGUGAACUGGAGCUGACUGAUGCUGAGAUGCAACCUGAAGUCUGGGCUUUAAGAGAACAAACCCAAAUCUGUGGACCUGAUCAGGAUCCUCCUCUUCAAGUCCAGCCCAGCAAAUCACCAGACAGUCCCAUCCCCAAUCCAGCCGCUUCACCUUCUAUCAUCCAUCAACUCUCUUCUGACCAUGAUAGCCUGCCCUGCCCUUCAACUCUAACCACAGCAGUACUGGAGGUGGUGCCGCAGCCUCAACUGCUAUCCCCCUCCCAUGAUCCAUCCACACAAGACCCAUAUUUUGACCCAUUUUCCUUGCCUCCUGUCCUCAGCCCGCAAGUCCUCUCACUGGAUGAUAUGGAGUUGCAUAGUCCAUACUCGGAACCUCCUGUCCUCAGUCCUCAGAACUACACCACUGAGGAUUAUGGAGACAUGUGUGACAAUAUUGCAAGUGUGUCAGAAACCGUGCCUAUUUUGUCCUGUGCACAUCCCAUUGUGGCUGUGGAGUUGUCCAAGCCAGAUGCUCCUCCAGUUGUAAGCAAGGUCCAGUGUCCCUAUAGUUUCCUGGAGUCUUUCAAGCUGUCUACAUGCCAACAGUGGACCCCAAAGCUCAGAAAACGCUGUAGGCAUUCCAGCCCUGAAUGUAGCCAAAGCAAAAGGAAAAGGACGGCCAGCGGUGGUUGUGGGAAGGACAUUGUAAAUUCGUUAUCUGACAUGGCUUCUUGUCAAAUACUGCAAAAGUGUUCUAGUGGAAAUGUCCCUUUAUUAGACAGAAUGCGUCAUGUGGACAAAUUGGACUCAAGUGUACCUCAGAGUUUCCCUCCAUUUAACAUUUUGCCAUCAUGGCCGCUGUCUUCACAUCCUGCCAAUCCUUCAUCUUACUUGUGUAACGAUCAAGCCCCUGACGGACUUUCCAGCCGAGGCUCUCAACAGUCACAGUCCCACUCCACAUCCGUGUGCAUCGACCCUGCUCUCAUCCCGGACGUAGACCGUCUCUCCCUGUCCUCAUCCGACUCGGACUGGGAUUGCGAGCUUCUCUCUGGCCUGCGACCGAUAGCGGCCCGGUCUGCAUCGCCGGCUGCUCAGACCUGUGAGCUGGACAAGGACAUUCUCCACCGGCCCUGCGCCUGGAUGCACGACACCAGCUACGAGUCGCGUCUUCACACCGUCCUGCAGCCAUCCACACCGGCGGGGGAGCCCUCCACCUUCUCCAGGACAGUGGUACAAAUUGUUGAGGUACAGCACUGACCACACUUUGCGAUGAACCACUCACUGGAAGAUGGAGAAAGACUUUGCAGCUACGCACUGCCCGUGAACAGACAAGCUGGGCAACAGUUAACUGCUUCAAAACAAUGUACACUGAAUAAAUAUUAGUGCAAAGUAACUUUUUAUAUACCUAAUGAACUGCACAUUUCUACCUACAGUAGGUACACCUUCAAAUGUACAGUUUAGAUUGGCAUUGUGGAGAGUUGUAAGCCAAUAUUGAUUCAUAAAUACAUCUGGCAAUGUUAAUCAAAACUGAGCGUUGUCUUUGUAAGCAUGUUUUAUUGUGUAUCUAACAUUGUGGCAGGUAAAUAUUUAUGUAUGUACACAGAUUGGCCAUUAUCCCAUUAAUUGGAAGGGCAUCCAUUCUUGUUUUCUCCUGUGUUCCUGUUCAUCUACUAAACUGCUGCUGGUGGUGUUGUGCUGACAUUCAUCUCUCAGCAGCUGUCUGGAAGCACACUCUCAGAAUUUAAUGAGCUUUUUCUGAAAGGGCAUUAUUCAAUUACUUUAAGUGCUUUGGAUUGCAUCUCGCUCGUGUUGCUGGUCCGACAUGCAAAGCACUUCCUGUGGUACGGAAUCCACAAACAUGACAUUUUGUUACCAUUUUUUUGUAGUUGCCUCUAAAUGUCUGUCAAAGGUGGAAAGACUAUUCUUUGGGAAAUGUUACCGUAAUUGUUUUUAUUAAAUAAAUUGUUUUAUCCUGAAAUAUUUCCUUACAAUUUGUAAAAUAUAUAGCAACUCUGCCCAAGUGAAAUGAUUCACCUUCAUGCGGACUCAUCUUGGGGAGGUAAAUGGACAAGGGAC